Molecule: messenger RNA, 1200 nt
Organism: Paracoccidioides brasiliensis Pb18
Exons: 1
Coding region: 1-1200 (399 amino acids)
Biological process (GO): maturation of SSU-rRNA from tricistronic rRNA transcript (SSU-rRNA, 5.8S rRNA, LSU-rRNA)
Cellular component (GO): small-subunit processome; nucleolus
Source: RefSeq, a predicted model, not a curated record
AUGGCCGUUGAACAGGAGACGCAAUCUACCCCGGCGCAGGUAUCGUUCGCCAGUACUCUGGAAUCUCUCACAACCAUCAUUUUCAACGCCCAGGAGUCUUUGCCAUCCUCCCAGCCGCAUGAUGAUGUCUCAGGGGGUAAUAGGUCAAUACUACCGCCUCCUGAUGGCGUAUCACUUUUCGAUACGAAGAAUGAAAUAUUCGUUUCAUAUCUGCAGAAUCUAGUCUUUCUGAUGCUUCUGCGGUUACGACAUUUAUGCAAUGGAUCCUCCGAUACGCGAAACGGUGUUGGGACUGAUGACGAUGGACCUAUUCACAAAAAUGUUUUGAAACGAAUGACGGAGCUUCGAAUAUAUCUGGAGCGUGGUGUACGACCACUAGAAGGUCGCCUGAAAUAUCAGGUAGAUAAGGUUCUCAAAGCAGCAGACGAUGCGACAAGGAAACAACAAGCUACAACAUCCACGGGAAAACAAUCAACCAAAGGAAGUAAAAAGGAAGGAAAGAGAACUUAUGGAAGCGGAAGCGAGGACGGAUCGGGAAGCGAAUCGGGCUAUUCUGAGGACAACUGCAGAGAACACAGCGAUAUUGAUGAAUUGACAUAUCGACCUAACCUAGCAACGUUCUCACGGGUAACCCAGGAUAAAUUGAAACCGAAAUUAGCGGAUAGCAAGGAUGCUGGUGAUGGAAUCUAUCGUCCACCAAAGAUAAAGCCUACAGCGCUCCCAACCACGACGGAUAAUCAUGAGAAGAAACGUGGACGGCGCACCGCUAAAUCCGCCGUUAUUGACGAGUUUGUGGCGGCUGAAAUGUCCAGCGCUCCCACUGUCGAGCCUAGUAUUGGCACAACGAUAAGGGCUGGAGGAAGAUCAGUGCGGUCCGAGAAGGAGAGGGCGCAGGAACUCGAACGAAGAGAGUAUGAAGAGGGUAACUUUGUUCGCCUGCCUAAGGAAAGUAAGAAGGAACGGGCGAAGCGGGGACUCAAUCGCCCAGGUGGUUAUGGGGGAGAGGACUGGAGGAGCUUGGGAGAGGGCGCUGAUAGGAUCGGGAGACUUACCCGACGCGGUACAGGAGGUGGUUCCGGAAGUGCUUUGGAGAAAAGCCGUAAGAGACGUGUUACCGAAGAUGGCCCACGUGGCGAUGGAGUGAAUGUAGGCGAGAGCUUCGAGAAGCGCCGGAAGAAAAUAGGAACAUGGAAGCGGUAA